AUGGCUCAAAUGUUGAGCUUCAUGAAGGACAUUAAGGAUGAGCAGGAAAGAGCGAGGGAAGCUCGGAAUCGGUACGAGGAGACGCCAAACGAUGGCAAUCCACUGUUAGGAUAUGUUCGAGGCUUUGACCCUCAUAAGUCAAACACCCACUCAUCAAAGAGGGUUACCAAAACCCAUGAAGAGGGAGAAGCCUCCCAUGAAGGAUUCAUUCCCGCUACUCAGAAAGAGGGGGCGCCUCGCACUGUUCGCAUCCCUGCUAACAAUCCACCUAAGGAUGAGGACUAUGUGGAUUUACAAUAUGGGGAGGUAGACGAGCCGAAUCAGGAGUCCCAACAUAAGCAAACCCAAGCUGAUUCUGAAGAGAGCGCUAGAAAUAACGGACAAAUCAAGGCGCUGGAAGAAAGGCUGAAGGCAGUAGAAGGAUACGAUACAAACCCUAUGCCCCGCCAUGAUGGCGCAGUCAAUGCAAUAGAGGUAGUCACCGAGCAAGAGUUUGUUCAACAACGGAGCUCCCCCAUAGAUGCCCUUAAGAGGUAUCUACUUGCAAAGGGGUUCGUCCUCGAACAUAACGAAGCCUUUAAGACAACCUUGCAAAGACUCGUGAAUCAAGGGGUAGUUCAGUUUAAAGAAUAUCCUGAGGAAGAGUAUGUGGCCAUGCUGGACAGGAAUGAACCGUUAAUGAUACCAAGGCAAGGGGCAAGGAAGACAUUGAUCAUCCCUUGCGCCAAAGCCACAUUGCUGAUACCCGCACAAGUACACACUAGGAUUAUCCCAGUCAGGGAUCCAUACCCUGUGGACAAGAUGAAAGCAGUCCCGUGGGAAUAUGAGUCUAAUGCUAGUACCGAUGUGACAAACAUCGUCGGGCCUGGGGGUAUGACUCGUAGCGGUCGCAUAUUCAAUACUGCAAAAUCAAAGGAGAAUUCAGCACAAGCAAAUGAUCAAGAUACUGUGGUCCCUACUGAAAGAAGCACACCCAUAGACAAGGAGAUCACUAACAAAGAUGCCGAAGAAUUCUUGGCAUUAAUCAAGAAAAGUGAUUAUAAGGUAGUGGAUCAGUUGCACCAAACUCCAUCCAGGAUAUCACUCCUCUCGCUGUUAAUUCAUUCAGAAAAACAUCGAGACACCCUGAUGAAGAUCUUGAGUGCUGCCCAUGUAACCAAAGACAUCACUGUAAAUCAAUUUGAUGGAAUGGUGGCUAAUCUUACUGCUGGGGCAUGCUUAAGCUUCAGUGAACACGAGUUGCCCUCACAAGGGAAAGAGCAGAACAAAGCCCUGCAUAUCUCCAUACAAUGUGGGAAAGCUCAUCUUUCUAGAGUGCUGAUCGACACAGGGUCGUCAUUAAAUGUGAUGCCAAAGGCCACCUUAGACAAGAUAGAUUUGGAAGGACUGGUAAUAAGACCAAGCCGUCUGGUGGUCAAAGCCUUUGAUGGGUCGCAAAGCCCGGUGUUUGGAGAGGUGGACCUCCCUGUGGUAAUAGGCCCUCACACUUUCUGCAUCAAUUUCCAAGUGAUGGAGAUUGAGCCUGCCUAUACAUGUUUAUUGGGACGCCCUUGGAUCCAUGCUGCUGGGGCAGUUACCUCUACCCUGCAUCAAAAGGUGAAAUUUGUGGAUGGAAACUCUAUAGUAACCGUCAGUGGGGAGGAGGACAUAUUUGUCAGCAAUCUAGACUCAUACCGAUACAUUGAGGCUGGGGAAAAAGCAUUAGAGACUUCGUUCCAAGCACUAGAGAUUGCCACUGCUGUCACACUGCCAAUUGAGAAAACGCGAAGGGCGGGUUGGAUAUUACAACACUUCCCCGUGAUCAUUGGCCGGGGAGAAGUGUCUGGCUACACUGAGGUCAUGUCGCGUGCUAGUGCCUCCAUCCCCCUCAAAGGGAACCAGGUGCCUGAUCCUUACAAGCGCUAUCUUGACCGCACGACUACCGAAGACAUCUGA
This is a messenger RNA of Vicia villosa (hairy vetch), 1935 nucleotides long. RefSeq lists its product as uncharacterized. Gene Ontology annotation, molecular function: aspartic-type endopeptidase activity. The transcript has 3 exons. The record is from RefSeq and is a predicted model, not a curated record. Bases 1 to 1935 code for a protein of 644 amino acids. Gene Ontology annotation, biological process: proteolysis. Lineage: Eukaryota; Viridiplantae; Streptophyta; Magnoliopsida; Fabales; Fabaceae.